Messenger RNA from Saccostrea cuccullata (small rock oyster), 672 nucleotides. RefSeq lists its product as uncharacterized. The record is from RefSeq and is a predicted model, not a curated record. The transcript is spliced from 3 exons. Bases 1 to 672 code for a protein of 223 amino acids. NCBI's taxonomy places the organism in Eukaryota, Metazoa, Mollusca, Bivalvia, Ostreida, Ostreidae.
AUGUACUGUAAACAAAAACAGAAAUCACCAGAAUCUGGAUCCUCUUCUCCAGUCAAACAGCUGCUUGAUGAACCAGAGACAGUCAACACCAUAGACACUGGGUAUGGAAGCCUUUACAAUGUGGCCUGUCUGAGUGAUGAAAAAAUCUGGACAAGUGGACUUGACAACACCAUGAAACUCUCCAGCAUCAAUCUGAGAUCACUACUCAAGUCAAUCACAACCAAGUCAGGUACCUCCUCUGGUGACCUCCUGGUUAUCAUGGACAGUGAUGGUUACCCAUACAAAACAAAAGUUGUCUGUUACUCUGGAUCCAGAGAGAAACAAACCAUUCAAUUUGAUGAUAAAGGUUCACCUCUCUAUUCAUCUGGUCCUUUUAACAGAUACAUAACUGAGAACAGGAACCUGGAUAUAUGUGUGUCUGACAUUAGAGCAGUAGUGGUGGUCAAUCAGGCCGGGAAUUUGAGAUUCAGGUUCACUGGACAUCCUCCUGCUCAAAAGAACAAACCAUUCACUCCACGAGGAAUCACCACAGACAACCAGGGUGGACAGUUCCUCUGUUACAUAGCUUGUGGACUGAGUCUACCCCAUGGACUGUGUACAGAUACAAAUGACAAUCUGGUUGUUGCUCAACAUGGAUAUAGACAAGUGAAGAAAAUCAAAUAUCUCAAGUGA